Molecule: messenger RNA, 3709 nt
Organism: Gryllus bimaculatus (two-spotted cricket)
Lineage: Eukaryota; Metazoa; Arthropoda; Insecta; Orthoptera; Gryllidae
Source: the annotation of a GenBank genome assembly
GGAUACGACUCGCUAGAGCCCCCCCGCCCACAGGUUCCCGUGGUCGAGGCCUGCUAACAAUUCGAGUUCGAUUUCGUGUUUACGUUUACGAUAUAAGUCGCCCGCUAAACCAGUGAAAUCGGGCUCUCGUAUCGCUUCGAGUUCGUGCUUGCGCAUGCGCAGAGACUCAAAAGUGGUAUACGCUAAGGUGCUUCUCGCGAUAUGAAAACUAUUUUGGUUCUGGAGCAAGAGCACAGUGUGUGGCCUUUGCGAUUUAUGAAACUGUUUCUGACUUCCACUAUUGUAAUGUAUGGCGCUGUUAAUUGAAGUCCUGAAAAUCUGUCUAGAAACGAGUGGAAAAUUAGAAAGUGAAUUUUUUUGUAAAUGAAAUAGGCCUAACCAAAUGUUUGAGGAAGUGUUGUUGCAACAAAAUAUGACACACAUAUUAAAAUGAAUGAUAUAUUUUAUUGUCAGUCAGGAUAGUACAGUUUUACAAUAUGGGGUUGCAAAGUAUCAAAUUUCAAGUAUGAGAUGUCAUGCUUUUUUGAACAAUGGACCAUCUAAUGAACUGUAUUGUGUAAUGGAAAAUUGUAUAUAUGUUACUAUUGAUAUUUUGAGUGGUGGAUCAUUGUGUGAAUGAGACCUCUUAUUUAUAUGUUUUAUUGUUAAGAACUAGCCUUGAAUAAAGAAAAUGGCUAAUCAGGUUGUUUUAGAAUUGGAACAAGCAUCACAAGUUUUGUUGGCACCCCCAAUGCUAGUAUCAUCAGAACAGCGACAUGCUGCUGAAGCAGUAUUUUUGAAUUUCAGAAAAUCAAAAUCUCCAUAUGCAUUAUGCAGACAUAUUUUGGAAUCAAGUUCAGUGGAUUAUGUUUUAUUUGAAGCUGCUGGUCUCUUGAAGGAAGCAUUGAUUAGAGAGUGGUCUCUUAUGCAAGAAGAUGAUAUUAAAUCAUUGAGAGCCUAUUUAUUGCAAUAUAUUAUGCAUAAGGAAUUACCACGUUUUGUUCAAGAAAGAAUUUUACAGGUUAUUGCUAUAAUGGUUAAAAGAGGAAGUGUGGAAGACUUUGGUGUUGAACGAGAAAAGAUAUUAUCUGAAGUAGAGCAGCUGAUUUUAAAUGGAAAUUUCACUCAUCAAAUAUUGGGUUGCAAUAUAAUAUCUGCUAUAAUACAAGAAUAUGCUACCACAGUGAAGUCAUCAGAUGUUGGAUUGACUUGGGAAGUUCAUUUUCAGGCCAAAAAGCAGUUUGAGGUUCACUGGAAAGUUCGUGAGAAUCCUGGAUUGGCUCAUCACACAAUGAAUUGUUUAGUACAGCUUGCAUCAUUGAAUGGCAAUGUUUUUGCAUCUAAAGAGGUUCGCUUGCAGUAUCUUGCAAAUUAUAUAAGAAGUUUUCUUAAUCUUGUCUCAAGCAUUAAUGUAUUAGACCGAGAGGCUUUGGGGAUAUCCAAUAUGGUACGGAGACUGCUAAUAACUUUCCCACCAUCAUUAUUGGUGUCUCUCUCUAGUGAACUGCUGCAGUCAUUCUUAAGCCAAUUGACAGACUUGACCUGCCACUUUGCUGAAGGUGCUGCUCAAGAAGAAUCGGCCUAUGCAGAAGAUAGAUUAUACAUGGAAGCUUUUGAUCAUAUGCUGGAAGCAUGGAUAAACAUUUUGCAAGAUUCACAAUCUUUUACUCGAGAUUUUUGUAAAGAAUCAUCAAUACGUGUGUUUAAUACUUACCUGAAGUGUCAUCUUUCACCACCAGAUGGAACUCGGGGACAGGAUCAAGAAUUGGAUAGUGAAGAUAUUGAUGAAAUAGAAGAAGAUGAUCGUACUAGAUUUAAAGAACAGUUGCAGGUUAUCGGUUCUUUUGGGAGACAAAUGUUGUCACAUUCUGUGCCUCUUCUUGCUCGUCUUCUUGAAGAUAGAGUGCGUCGUUUGAGAGAACAUUUGCAGACUAUGCAUACACAAGCACUCAAUAUCUCUAACACAAGUGCAUUGGAUUGCCUGUUUGAAGAUAUUCAUUGGCUCAUUCUCAUUGCAGGAAACACUAUAGCAAUGGAUAGUGAAGGAGAGACAGCUCUUAUUCCUGCAGAAGUGAUGCUUUAUAGCAUAGAACAGGGCAAAUCUGGGCAUAUGGAUAUAAAUACUACGCUGAAAGUUCUUGGAUCCCCAGGAAUGCAGUUACAAGAAAUACCUGGAGCAGAUGAAAGUUCAGAUCAUAUUGUUAGGUUGGUAUCUGCAGUUUUCCGACUCUGUGAAGUGCAGAAUUAUGCUAUGGAAGCCAAACUGUCACGCAUGUUAAGUCCUGAACUGUGCUGCUCUAUGAGUAUGGCCCUUGUGUCAGCUUUUGGUAAGGAUUCGGAAGGUGCCACGUGGACAAUGAACUUCUUGAUGAAUACUAUUGAACAGAAUUUACAACACUUUUCCUCAGAACCUGCUCUUAUUAAAGACACUGUUCUACUACUUCUUGCUCUUGUGGAUGUGAAAGAAAAGGGGCAGUGUAUGCUGAAAACUAAAGCAUUUUGGAAUAUUCUUCAGAAUCAUGCAAGUACUGAUAAAAGCCUUUUGCCUCAGGCAGCUAAACGAGGUUUAUUUAAAGCCUUUGUUUUAGCAGGUGCAGCUGUCGAAGAUGCUGGUAAUCGUUCUGAUUAUUGGGUGCAGGUUCUGAAGCCUCUGCAAGAGAGAUUUAAGGGAAUAAUAUGCAAAGAAAAUUUCAAUCGUAUCUUCCAUGAAGAAAAUGUGAAAUUGGAAUUGAUUGAUAUUUUGGAAUCUUUUAUUGGAGUGGCUCAGGGUUCACAAGUGACAACCGUGCAGUCUCUUUUCCAGUUUCUUCAUCCAAUGCUAUGUGAAUUUUCAACAUUGGUCAAUGUUUAUCACAAUUAUCAACAAAUUGUGGAGUUAAUACUGGAGUUGUAUUGUGAAUGUGCUCGUGGUAUGCUGUGUUACUUAACUCAGGUGGAUAGCCAAAGAAUUUAUGAAUCUUGUCUGCAAACAAUACAGGCAUAUGCACGAAGUAAUACAGGACGGGUCAGUCAAGAGUCUUCAGCAGAAGAAGAGAGUUAUCGAGACAUUCUUCUCCUUAUGGAAUUAUUGACCAACCUCUUGUCAAAAGAUUUCAUUGACUUAAGCCCUCUAGAUGCAUCAAAUGAGACUGAAAGCACAGUUACUGCUGCUGAUGUGUGCCUUUAUGGACUGAAUAUCAUCAUGCCUUUAAUGACAGUGGAUUUAUUAAAAUUUCCAUCCCUUUGUCUACAAUAUUUUAAAAUGGUUACUUUUGUUUGUGAAAUAUAUCCACAGAAAGUUGCAUCCUUACCCAAUGAAAUGAUUAAAGUACUGCUUGGGUCCAUUGAAUUGGGCAUUACCCAGUUUGGCCAAGAUAUAAUAAUUUUAUGUUAUGAUUUUCUGCAAGCACUUGGAACUCAUAUUUAUUCUGCUAGCCUGCAAAAUACACCCAUUUAUGAACAGUUAAAACCAUUUUUGAAGAUAAUAAUGAAUCUACUUCUCACACAGCAAGUUAAUUCUGAUAUAUUGUCCAGCACUGGUGCAACGUUAUAUAUUUUAAUCUGCUGUUACCAGGAUGAUUAUAAGGAAUAUGUUCAAAAUCUAUUGUUGCAACAAGAAGAUCAAGUUGCUGCAGAACGUUUAGCUAAGGCUUUUACCUCAUUGACUGCAGGAGUUGUAUUGAACACAGAGCGUCAGCAAAAAACAAAAUUUCGAGAAAACUUUGAGAAGUUUAUUGAACUGAUUUAUUAA